AUGGCAUCGGUGGGAGCCACACCUAUAUUCACAACAUUAAGGCCUGCCGAUGCUGCAAAGAAGCCGACAAAACCAACAUGCGCUUCCUUCAAAGAUGCUUACGAUGCUGCCACCCAACGACGUUGCAGGAAUGCCUUGAUCUUUUCAUACGCGUUUUCUCUCCUUGCCACCAUUGCAUUUCAACUUGAAUUUCUGUCACCUCUUGGUUUCCUGAAUUGGCGAACGAUCUUGUUCUCGAUUGGGUUGUUCAUACUCACACUACCACUCUUCCUGAUCCGGUAUUUGAUGAGCUCAUUAUGGCGACCUAUUGCACCCAGUGGAUUGGCUGAAUUGAUGGGCAAGAUAACAGCAAAGGACAAUUACAUUGUUUUGGCCGUGUAUGCGAUUUCCGGCAUGAUGAUCGUACGCUCCUACUUUUCUUACUUGAUGGAUGAGUCUUAUACAAGCAAUGUGUUCUUCCAUCCUCAUGGUGAACGAUUUGGAGUACGUCAACUGAACCAGGAUAAUCUCUUCAUUUCUUUCUAUGGUCUGGUUCUUGGUGCUUCGUUUGCAGCCAAGCGUAUCUUACUUGGUCAAUGGACAUACAAAAUCGCACCUGUGCAGCAACGACAAGACUUGGCCAUCAAACUUAGUCUUCCCACAGUAGCACAUGAUGGAACUCGUUGGGCUGCAUGCACUCUCGGCAUUACCUAUAUCAGCUUUUUCAUCUUCGGUAACUUCGUAUACAGAAUGGCUGCUCACAUGUACGGCUUAUAUACAACUAUGCUGGAAACGCCUGUGAUCGGAUUGAGCCGGUGGGAUUUGUAUCUCUUCUUCCGUGUCUUCCUUGGAGGUAGUUUGGCAGUGAUGACAUGGGAAAUCGUGGAUCGCAUCUAUGAUGUCGUUUUUGCUGUGUGUGAACCCAUUACUGCACCUUAUGAAAACGCACACCAAACGCUCUUGUCUGGUCUACGACUUGAUACUGAACCCUAUCUUCAGAGCAUCGCUUAUGCCGAGCUUGCAGAGUUGGCCGCUAAAAGCCCAGAACAACGUAAAGCGCUCUUCAAGGAUAUGGGCAAAGACAUGGAUAGCACUAUUUGGGUACAAGUUUCACGUGAAUGCAUGAACAUCCUUGCUGGAAUGCGUGCUGAUAUUGCAAAGGAAUACGACGCUGGCAAGAAACCUGCUCCUAUCCCUGUCAAAAAGGAAGACAAGCCUGCUCCUCCCAACCGUAUACAAUUAUUGGAUGUUGAUGUGCUCGCCAAACCAAAAGCCAGCACUACAAUCUUGGAUGAUCGUACCGGCAAAUUGUUUAUUCAAGCAUCGACUCUUGUCACCGCCCCUGACACUGCAACAGAUACCACAAAGGCUCCCAAACACAUGGUAUACGACUACUGUUAUUGGAUCCUACAAAAGGUCAACAAGUGGAAAUGGAUGCAGGAUUUAUCCGCUGUUACAGCCGAACGAAAGAUUCGCCAGGUCUUUAGCAACUAUCCUAUCAUCUUGUACGCCGUUCAAGCUCUUGGUAGUCUGACAGCAGCAUCGAUGAAGGAAGAUCCCUAUGGACUUGUGCAACGUGAUCUUGGGGCUGUCCUCGAUUCCCUUUUGAGUAGCGUAAUUGAUGUGGAGACUUUGGUACGAUCACCACCGCCAGAAUACAAGAAACUACCUCCAGGCUUCAAGGGUGAUGUAAUGCUUAUGGAACCUGAAUUUAUUCUCUUGGCUUUACGAGAAGCCAUCUAUCAAAUUGUGACAGAAUUCAGGGAUUAUCUUGACCACAUCCGGGUGAGCAACAAGUACCUAGAAAAGUGGCAACGUUUCGUAGAGUUUAAAGAGUGA
Molecule: messenger RNA, 1818 nt
Organism: Lichtheimia ornata
Lineage: Eukaryota; Fungi; Mucoromycota; Mucoromycetes; Mucorales; Lichtheimiaceae
Exons: 11
Coding region: 1-1818 (605 amino acids)
Biological process (GO): nuclear pore organization
Cellular component (GO): nuclear pore transmembrane ring; spindle pole body
Molecular function (GO): protein-macromolecule adaptor activity
Source: RefSeq, a predicted model, not a curated record